Tremella mesenterica DSM 1558 is the source of this 2091-nucleotide messenger RNA. RefSeq lists its product as uncharacterized. The transcript has 9 exons. Lineage: Eukaryota; Fungi; Basidiomycota; Tremellomycetes; Tremellales; Tremellaceae. Gene Ontology annotation, molecular function: acyltransferase activity. Bases 1 to 2091 code for a protein of 696 amino acids. The record is from RefSeq and is a predicted model, not a curated record.
AUGUUCGCCCUUUCUUCUAUUUCCCAUGGACAGCCAAAGACCUUCUCAAACCAGGAUGUCCUUCCCCGUCUUCCUGUACCCGGCCUGGACCAAAGCCUGCAAGCAUAUCUCAAGAGCUUGACACCGUUGUUGGAACAGAAGUACGCAGGUGCCUCGUUGACGCAUGAAGUGGAGAAACGCCGCGUUUUCAUUCGCGACUUCGCCGCCGAGGACGGUAUUGGUCGAGUCCUCCAGGAACGUUUGAAAGAUCUUGAUCAUGUAUCCCCUCACAAUUGGCUCGACGAUACCCUCUGGCUGGUGCUCGCUUAUCAUUCAUGGAGGGCCCCUCUUGUGGUCAACUCCAACUGGUGGUUACUCUUUGCUCCAGAUCCAAAGGAUCGGACACCACCCAUUCAGGACCUAUCACAACCGAAUCCAAAUCCUGCGACCACCACUUCCCCCGGUAGUCAGGGAGGAGGUCAACAGUGGCUUGACACACACGAGAGUUUUUCUCGAGACUCGAUGCCGUCAUCACUUAUCGUGGAAAGGGAAUGGGUGACAGACUGGCAGAUACGAAAAUCGGCAUGGAUCCUUCGACGACUAGCAGAGCUUCGCUUGAAGUUGCAACGCGAAGAGAUCUCUCCGGACUCCUCCCGAUCUGGACCAUUCUGCAUGUCACAGUAUCGAAAAUUAUUCAAUUUCUCCCGUAUACCCCUACCCAACUCUGACGCUUUCUCAGCUGUCAAAUCUAGGGCUAUUCAUGCGACUGUCAUGAUCGACGAUAGGAUCUACUCUGUUGAGGUAUUCGCGUCGCCGACAUCUCCCCACGCUUUCCCAGAGCCUUUGUCACCGGAGGACAUCGAAGCGAAUCUCAGAUCGGUGGUCAAAGAUGCGAAGCAAGCGCGAGACGUGGAUGAUAAUCCUCCCAAGGUCGGUCUGCUCACGGCUGAUGAAAGAGACCAAUGGACCAAGAACCGAGAACAUCUCCUUCUCCUCUCCCCUACUAACCGUGAAACACUCGACUCCAUAUCUUUUUCUCUGGUAGUGCUAAGCCUGGAUACCUAUACUCUGCCUUCAAGGCCCACGGACGAUCCUCUUUGUCUUCCUUCCGUUGACGCCCAUCUUCGUAAUGUAGCCACGGGUGUGGAAGGGGGACGAAACCGUUGGUUCGACAAGCCUAUAUCCAUACCUGUUGAGACCACCGGUCGGGCGGGAAUCAUGGGUGAACAUAGUCCUGUUGAUGCUUUGAUUCCGUCUAUUGCAAUCGAGUACGUUCUGGGAACUCCAGUGGAUGAGAAUCAGUUUGAAGGCUCUGGCAAGAAUGGAUCGGGCUGGAAACGACUGGAAUGGGUGGUGGACGAUAUCCUACUGAGUGAAAUUGAUCAGUGUCAAAAGCGAAAUCAGACUCUGAUAGAAGACUCGGAUGCGAGUCAACUUUGGUGGGGAGAAUAUGGAGCGGAAUGGAUAAAGAAGCAUGCUAAAUUGUCCCCUGAUGCUUUCCUUCAACAAGCCUUGCAGCUCGCAUGGUACAAAGACCAAGGUUACGCCACUGCCACGUAUGAAACCGCUUCGACGAGAACGAUGCUUCAUGGUCGUACGGAUGUCAUCAGGACUCUCAGCGUUGAAUCGAGAGACUUUGUCAAGGGUAUGCUAAACCAAGAGUUACCAGAUGAAGAAAAAUAUGAACUUCUCUCCGCCGCUUGUACAAACCAUAACAUUCUUACUCGAACUUCAUCAUCUGGUCAAGGUUUCGAUCGUCAUCUCAUGGGUCUGAAAACUCGUUUGCGAGCUGGAGAGACCCAUCCUCUGUUCGAAGAUGAAUUGUAUGCGAAAAGUCAGGAAUGGAAAUUAUCCACAUCUGGUCUAAGUGCGGGACAGAGGUUCAUGGGUACUGGUUUUGGAGCUGCUUGGCCAGAUGGGUAUGGUAUAAAUUAUCUCGCCGGACCAAAUUUGAUCAAAUUUGGUAUUGAGUCCAAGUAUUCUUGUCCAACCACUUCGACAACGAUUUUUAAACAUCAUCUCGUUCAAGCUCUUCGAGACAUGCGUAGGGUCUGCGAAGCAGCCGUCUCCCCUUCAUCUUCCUCUUCGAUGGAUAUGAAAUCAAAAAUGUGA